AUGGCACCAAUGCAAUUGGAUACGGCAGCCAGUUCGUUCUCGAUGCCAAUCCCGGAAUUACCCGCCGACACGAAGCUGGUCUACCUGGCUGAAGGCGGUGCAAAUAUUGUCUAUAGGAUGGUCUUUCCGGAAACUGAUAGGACGAGUCGGGAGGCGGGAAACGUGGGACACCGAACCAUUUUCCAGGGCAAGCUUCUGCGGCUGAGGAAAAGAAUAGAUUCGGGUACACCCUAUACUGAAACGGCCAGGAAUUUCGAUACUCAGAUCAAGGCGCUUUUCCGGGACAGUGAGCUUGGCUUCGCCGUGGCUUGCAAUGAACGGUUGAGGGAAGACGAGGCAAACGGCCGGCGACCAAAAGCUCGGCAUGGAGUUUACCUCUCUACCAAAGAGCCCUUUGGACUGCUUAUCACUGACAUGAGCCCGGCACCGGGGUCAGGCGAAAGUCUCUGGGAGUUUAAGCCGAAAUGGCUACUGCAAUCCCCGUCGGCACCUCCGAAUUCCAAGAGGUGCCGUACUUGCGCAUUGCGAGAACGGAAGAAUUACCAGGCGUGGCAGAAGGGAGAGAAAACACGUCGCGGAUUCUGCCCACUCGACCUUGUCUCCGGCGACUUCGAGGCCGUGCUUCGUGCCGUCCAAUCGAUGAAAGGCCCACAGCAUGGCAGAGUCGGCGUUGCGAAGUUCUUACAUCAGAAUCCGACGCUUUUAAAACUUCGAGAAAGUCAACAACGGAUGAAUGCGGUCGGCCUACCCGGGCUGGAGGCCGAUUAUCGCGACCGAGCAGUCUCAAUGACGCUGCGAGACUGCACAAUGUUUGUAAAGGUUCCGCGCGACGAGAAUGCAACACCUGAAGUUCGUCUCGGAGACCUUGAUUUCAAGAGCGGCAUAGGCGGGAAGCUGGAGUAUUGGCGAGAUGUUGAAACACAACUCAUCAACGAGGGAUGGUACAAUGGGAUCGACACGGGCAUAGAAAACGGCCAUUGUUCCUUGCAGGAUCUACACAAGAAAGCCAAAGCGGAAUAA
Uncinocarpus reesii 1704 is the source of this 1020-nucleotide messenger RNA. RefSeq lists its product as uncharacterized. Gene Ontology annotation, molecular function: ATP binding; inositol-1,3,4,5,6-pentakisphosphate 2-kinase activity. The transcript is spliced from 3 exons. Gene Ontology annotation, biological process: inositol phosphate biosynthetic process. Gene Ontology annotation, cellular component: nucleus. The coding region runs from base 1 to 1020 and encodes 339 amino acids. Lineage: Eukaryota; Fungi; Ascomycota; Eurotiomycetes; Onygenales; Onygenaceae. The record is from RefSeq and is a predicted model, not a curated record.